Messenger RNA from Aspergillus fischeri NRRL 181, 1893 nucleotides. Its product is annotated as transcription factor domain-containing protein. The transcript is spliced from 4 exons. Lineage: Eukaryota; Fungi; Ascomycota; Eurotiomycetes; Eurotiales; Aspergillaceae. Gene Ontology annotation, molecular function: zinc ion binding; RNA polymerase II cis-regulatory region sequence-specific DNA binding; DNA-binding transcription factor activity, RNA polymerase II-specific. The coding region runs from base 1 to 1893 and encodes 630 amino acids. Gene Ontology annotation, biological process: DNA-templated transcription; positive regulation of transcription from RNA polymerase II promoter by galactose. Gene Ontology annotation, cellular component: nucleus. The record is from RefSeq and is a predicted model, not a curated record.
AUGUCUCCCUACGACACAGGAGAUACAAGGCCGUCCUUGCCUGCGCGACGUGUCGGCGUCGUAAGGUCAAAUGUGAUGGUCUGCGUCCAGGUGCUUCCAUUCUCUUCUUACCCAGAGCUCCAAGAACCAUGCACAUACAUCUCGGCGUCAGCCCGCCGUAGCAGUACUGUCAAGGACCCUCUUUCAUCAUCUGCGGCAUCUCGACAACUUCCGAUUCCUGUUACGUCUGCUCAAACGCAUCCGCGGCAAUCUGAUGUCGUCGACACUUUCAGCACUAAUGGACCCGGUAUUCCAGGAGAAUUCUCUUUCGCCGUCAAGGCUGCUGUGAAUGCCAGAUUGGGGCUACCGUCCUCCAAAAAGCGGUGCCCUAUUCUUCUGACAGACGCCCCGUUAUUUGGCUUGUUGUCUCUUCCAGAGUUUACAGAUCUCGCGGUAAAUCCUGCGGAUAAUGUUCUACCCCCGCGUAAGCAUGCCGACCACUUGGUGAGCCUGUACUGGCGAUGUCUCGACCCUCUGGAACCGCUGCUUGAUCAGAGAUCUUUUAGCGCCGCCUAUCAGGCACUAUUCGACGGUAGUGAGAUGGAAUGCGAUGAGCAAACUUUUCUCUGCACGCUCAACCUUGUUCUUGCUUUGUCCACUCAAUUACAGGAAUCAACUCCUUCGGAACAGAGAAAUAGUGCCAGUAAAUCUUUCUUCCUUCGAGCCUGGCAUCUGUUGCGUCCGGAGGUCAUCCUCUGGCAAGCAGGCUCGUUGGAGAUCGUUCAAUGUCUGCUUCUCAUGACCAGGUAUCUUCAAUGUACCCCAAAUCUACAGCAGACGUGGAUGGCACUGGGUUCGGCUGUGCGGAUUGCCCUGAGCAUUGGCCUCGACCGCUCAGAGAAGAAUAUGUCCGGGUUAAAUAGGGAGAACCAGUUGGCACGGGAUGUUUGGCAGCAGUGCGUAUUUAUGGACAGAAGCCUUUCUUGGUCGCUUGGGCGGCAUUCCACGGUACCUAGUGUACCCUUUUUAUCCUUCGACCCGGUUCGAAAUGGUAACGAUGUACCUGAUUCGGACGGUGAGACCAAUGCUUCAGUCUCUGAGAUAACGCAGGAGUUGAACCAAAUCACCGGCUGCAUCGGUCUUUCUCCAGUGCUCACAGGCAACAGCGCAGCAGUGGGGCAGGACUUGGUUGUGCCAACCCAAGCCGACCCCAGUGCCCUCAUGCAGAUUGACGAAUGCCUUACUAGAUUAGAACACAGACUUCCCCCCGUCACGUCCAAUACGGCCAGUGGUGAAACUGCUAAUCCCUUCGAGGGACGGCUGAUUCUUCUUCGUCUCCGUCUGGCGCACACACGCAUCAUGUUUCUGAGACCCGUCAUAGCUCGCGUCUGUCUAUCGCAUCUGCAAACGCGGAAAGUUUCUCCAUCAGCUGAAACGAGCAUAGGCGACCGCGUCCUCGAAACAUGCGCCACGCUGUGCGUCGAAAACGCACAGAAGCUCAUAAUGCUGGUUCAGGAGUGCGCGCGACCCGACAAGACUGGACUCAUACCCUGGUGGUACCGUAUUUUCUACCUCUACAUUGCAAUGCAGCAUUUGAUAGCGGCAAUGCUGCGACCUGAUCUCUUCGGGACUGUGGUCCCGGACUCAUGGAACACGGCUGCAUCAGUAUUUAGUGCACACGAGCACCUCAGUCUGUCUGUGAGGCGAUGUUUGAACAAGCUUCAGAUGAUGUGGCAGAGGGUCAUCGAUAUUCACUCUCCACCUACUCACGAAGCUCCUCCAUCCAGCAUGGACGACAACACGGGGCUCCAGGACGUCUUUGGGUAUCUUGGGUUUGAUGCUCAAAUGGCACCGUUCGGGCUGGACGAUUCAGCGUGGCUGGACAGUGUGGAUUGGACAACAUGGUCGUCCUAA